AUGCCAUCUCCGAUCGUAGCAAAUCACGAUCAUUUCGGUCGCUGGGUUCGGUUGGUUAGAGCAACCGCCCGUGCACAUCAUUGUGCUAAAAUAUUUCGGUCGCCUUUGAAAAAAACUCCAAAUUCAAAAUUAAAGGGUGCUGCCUCCAAGGUCUCCUCCAAAGUUUUGAAACCUCUUUCGGCCGCAGAAAUCUUGGAGGCCGAGAGGCACCUAUUUUUAUACACUCAAUUGGAAUCGUUUAAACACGAAUUCUUGAGUCUUACCGCGGGUCUUCCCCCAACUAAUCAAGGGAGGCUUAGAGGUCUUGUGUUGAUGUUGGGAGAAGACGGUUUAAUCCGUUUAAAUGGAAGAAUUCGUGCUGUAUUAGGUGCUCCCGCACAGGACAUUAACUCUAUUGUUUUAGACGGUCGACAUCCAAUUGUAAAACUCCUUCUCGAUCACUAUCAUCGGAAAUUUGGUCAUGGUAAUAUCGAGACCGUCGUUAACUUCCUGCGCGGCAAAUUUUAUAUAAUAGCUUUACGCCCAAGUGUCAGGUCUGUUGCCAAACAAUGCAGUUUCUGUAGGAUUAGGAAGCUUCUCCCAUCUACGCCUCCAUUUGGUGAUCUUUCUAAAGAUAGGUUAUACCAUCAUCAGCGCGCAUUUUCUUUCUGCGGUCUUGAUUACUUCGGCCCAGUCGAAGUUGCCGUUGUGCGCAGACGAGAAAAACGCUGGGUAGCUCUAUUCACAUGCCUUACCAUCAGAGCCAUUCAUUUGGAGAUCGUAAGAAGCUUUUCCGCAGAUGCAGCUAUCAUGGCCCUAAGAAGAUUUAUUGCCCGUAGAGGAUGUCCAGCGAGAAUCAUCUCAGAUAACGGCACGGCUUUUGUCGGCGCAGUCAACCAACUCACAGACGUUUUCGACUUCGCGGCCAACUAUAAAAUAGAGUGGGUCUUCAUUUGUCCAGCGGCACCAUCAAUGGGAGAACAAGCUCCAAGAGAGGAAGUAUUCAGUACCCUACUUCUGGAAGCGGAAGCAGUAGUCAAUUCUCGCCCGCUGACACACGUACCAGUAGAGCCGGAGACACUACAGGCCCUCACACCCUUCCAUUUUUUAUUGGGCACACCAUCAACCGAGUUGGUCCGUCCCCGCACCGAUGCAGACCUUUGCUGUCGCUUAGACCACAGGAAGGUACUGCGGUUAGCGAAGCUGUUUUGGGCCAGGUGGCUUCAUGAAUACCUACCCACGUUGAUUCCACGAAAGGCUGGAUCGACGCAAGCCGAAUUCAAAGUGGGAGAUCCAGUUCUGGUGGCGGAUCCAAAUCUUCCGCGAGGAACCUGGCCCAAAGGCCGUAUUUCUAAGAUAUUCACCGGUCCUGAUGGAGUGGUCAGGGUGGUGGAGAUCCGGGGAAGCAUGGGGAUCUUGAAAAGACCAGUGCGCAAAAUGGACCCAAGAAAACUGCGCACAGUCGCCACUGUAGAUUGGUGCUCUGCACCGGGGCGUGCCAUGCUGGCGACAGACCUCUUUUUAUAG
Molecule: messenger RNA, 1506 nt
Organism: Achroia grisella
Lineage: Eukaryota; Metazoa; Arthropoda; Insecta; Lepidoptera; Pyralidae
Exons: 2
Coding region: 1-1506 (501 amino acids)
Molecular function (GO): nucleic acid binding
Source: RefSeq, a predicted model, not a curated record